GUGAGCUCACGCACGUCGAACACUCAUCAGCGCAACGGAGCCGCGGCGCGGUACCCGUCGACGUCCAAAAAUGGCGUUCCGCGCGGCGUAGCUCGCCAACGAGACCGCGAAGUCCGCGGACGACCGGCACCCGCCGAUGUCGUCGUGAUCACUCGAGCUCACCGACCGACCGACCGACCGAAUCGCCGCACCUGGUGGUGUACCUGGCGGUGGUCACCGCUACGAGGAAGAGCCGACGUAAAUACAGCGGAACCGCGCGUGCGUUCCUGCGUCCUGCGUGCGUGCGUGCUCGGCUAUACGUGGGUGGACGGUACUCGAGAAUGCAGUCGACCGAACAACUGCGACCAGAACAACUGGUGGGUCUGGUGGCCCGCUCGGCCGAGGGAACGGCCGCCAAAGGGAUGCCGAUCAAAGGCCACGAAGACCUCUGGGUGGAGAUCCAGGCCAAUACCUUCCGCAAUUGGGUGAACGAGCAUCUGAAGCACGCCGGCGACGUGGGCGGCGGCCCCGUGUUGGACCUCGCCGAGGACUUUAGGGACGGCACGCGGCUUUGCGCCUUGGUCGAGGUGCUCACGCAACGUCGUCUGCCGCGAUGGAACCCGAGGCCGGCGAACCAGCACCACCACCUGGAGAACGUGUCCACGGCGCUGCAGGCCAUCGAGGCUGACGGUGUGAAGCUUGUCAACAUCGGUAACGUGGACAUCGUGAAUGGCAACCUGAAGCUGAUCCUGGGCUUGAUAUGGUCGCUCAUUGUGCGCUAUCAAAUAGGCAAAUCCAAGUUCCCGCCGAGGAAACUCAUGCUCGCAUGGCUCAAGGCUGUCUUGCCGGAAUGCAGAGUCAAUAACUUUACGACCGACUGGAACUCCGGUGUGUACCUGAGCGCGCUUUUGGACUACUGUAAGCCCGGCCUGUUCUCUCAUUGGCGACAGCUUGAUCCGAAUGACAGCGUUUACAAUUGCCGCAAGGCUAUGGAGAUAUCGAGGCGGGAGUUCGAUAUUCCCAUAGUGCUGGAGCCGGACUACCUCGCCUCACCGUACCUGGACGAGCUCUCGGGGAUGACCUACUUGUCGUACUUCAUGAAGGAAGGCUCGCCGGGCUUCCACGCAACGCUACGAUGGGUCAAUUCGCAAUUAUCACAUACCUCGAUACGGAACUUUACGACCGACUGGAAUGACGGUAGAGCGCUGUGCGGGAUCGUCCGAAACUUGGGCGGCCCGGCGCCACCCUACGAGAAACUCGACACUUCCGCGUGGGAACAUAAUUUGCAAAUGGGUAUCGACGGCGGCAAGAAACUGGGCGUGGAGCCUAUUCUGAAAGCGAAAGAUAUGGCGGACCAGAAUGUAGAGCAUUUAGGCGUAAUGGCAUACGCCGCGUACUUUCAGUGGGUGAAGCCUCGCCCUCAGGCGAGCCAGCAGAUUGCCGUGCACAUCGACAGCACAUCCGCCAGGGCGCAACAGCCGGCACACUUCAAGCUAGAGAUGCUGACCAAAGAUGCGAACGCGAGGGAGGUGCGCGGCGAGAUCAUCAGCCCCAGUGGACGCGUCGAGUGCAGGCUCACGUGGAACGGAGCUCACGGGAAAGGCACCUUCGUACCUACGGAAGUCGGCAUGCACAAGCUGAUGGUGUACAACGACGGCGAGUUGGUGAACGGGUGUCCCUAUUAUUUCAGGGUCUUGCCGCCCUUAACGAAAAUCAAAUCCCCGGGCAUGGAUCCUUGCGCCAUAGGAUCUGUCGUCGAGGUUCUAGUCAAUAGUUAUGGAACUAGUCAUGAUGGUAUUGACGUGACCGCGUGGUCGCCGACCGGCAGAUCGCUGCCGUGCCCCGUCAAGGAAAACGACGGCGUGCACACGGCAACUUUUCAGCCCGACGAGACGGGGGAAUGGAGCAUCGCGAUAACGCACAAAGGAAAUCACAUACAAGGCGGCCCCUUCACCUGCUUCGUGUUCGAUCCUAACGGAAUCAAGCUUUUGGACACGGAUGGCGCCAUGCCUGGGCAGCCGUUCUCCUUCAUCGUGGACGCGAGAGGGACCGGCGGGCUGGGCGACGUGAUAAUCGACAUAGUGCACGAUAAACAGUCGGUAUCCUACCGAAUGGAGGACUUGGGCCACAUGCAGUACCGCGUAUCUUUCGUUCCGGAGGACGCUGGCAAGUACAGGGUGUACGUGUACUUCAACGGUUCGGACGUGCGCGGCUCGCCGUUCUCCAUCCGAGUGGGCACGCAGAAGGGCUCCAGACGCUCGAAGGAGUCCACAUCGAGCCUGGAGCGGUCGAAGGUGUCAUCCCUGGAACGACGGAUGAACGGGCUGAACGUCUCGGCGACCGAGAGGUCGAGUCCGACCCAGAAGAUUUACACGUCCACCGCGUACAAGUCCAUCAGCCCGACGCAGCGCGGCUACUCGCCCAUCCACCAAGCCAGCCCGACCUACAAGACGGUCUCCAGCGGCAACUACGUCAACGAGAACUCCAGCAGCUCGAUAUACCACAGCAGUAGUUCCCUCAACCGCACCCGUUCGCCGAACCUCAAUCACAGCCCCGUGCCGAGGAACGUGCACAGUCCGUCAGUGGUGAAGGAGACGAAGGAGAUCUACAGUGGCAACAGCAACACGUACAGCCAGCACUCGAGGUCGCCGAAUAACCUGCAGAGUCCCAGCUUUAUCAAGGAGUCCAAGGACAUCUAUUCGUCCAGCACGCUCAAUCGGUCGCGCUCGCCGAACCUCAGCCCGACCACGGCGCUCGGCUCGGCGCGGCAUUUGCCUAUCAUCAAGGAGAGCAGAAACGUCUACAGUUCAGGAUCCCUGCAGAGAUCGCGCUCGCCCACCCGCAGUCCGAUGAUGUACCGCACGCAGAGCCCGGUGAACCGCAGCUUCAGCCCGCGCGCCGGCGACAAGGAUAACGCCGGCGUUGUGGACACCAGCAGCAACGUGCGGGUGUCGUCGAUGGUCGGCGGCACCUCCAGGCGCGACUCCUGGGACGCGAUCGCCAAGACGCGCUCGUUGCUGUCGUUCGGCAGCCUCGAGUCCCUGGCGAACCUGACGAACAACUCGCCGACCGCCGACAACGCCGGCAGCUCGCCGGAUCACUUCCUCAAUAAUAAUUAUAAGAACGCGCAAAGCUACUCCACCGGCAGCACCGUCACCACCAGCACCACCACCGCCGUAGCUGCCAACAGCAUCACGAAGAAUACGACGUCGCACAGCGCGACGAGCUACUCCAGCUUGCAGAAGUCCUCGAGCCCCGAAUACGGCGCCGGGCAGAGGUACGUUAACGACUCGCCUCAGCAGCAAAACACCCGCACGCACGGCAUCCUGAAGAACAAGAACAACAACUACCACGGGAACAGCAAGAGCGUGGACACGACGGACGCGGCCGGGUACGAGCACUAUCUGAAUAAUAACGGCGGUGCCGUUUACGUAUCGACGCCCGUCGCCGGCGCGUCGUCGGCCGGCAAGAGCUCGCUCGUCGCCACCGGAAGCGCGCUGGAAACCCUGCCGGUGCACCGGCCGACCACUUUCAGCGUCGCCUCCGCCUCCGUGGAUCCCAAUAAGGUGUCCGUCACCGUCACCGGUCCAAGCGGCAAGAACGUGCCGGUGCAAAGGUCGAAACUGCGGGGCCUGACGUACACGAUCACCGCCGAGGAAGUCGGCGAGCACGUGAUCCAAGUCUUGGUGAACGGCCAGCAUAUCAAGGGAUCCCCCUUCAGGUCGCAGGCAUAUAAUGCCCGAGCUAUUCAGGUUGGAAGCAUCCCGAACGGAGUGGUGAACCAGCCGGUGGAAUUCGAAAUCGACGGAUCGAGAGCCGGCUCCGGAAACUUGGAAAUCCUCGUGAACGGGGGACACGUUACCAGUUUCGUGAGAGCGCUAGGCAGUCAGCGUUUCUUGGCAUCAUUCGUGCCACAUGAAGCGGUCACGCAUUUAGUGGAAAUGACGUUCAACAGCGAAGUCAUUCCUGGGUCACCUUGGCGAGUCGGCAUAAUGCCCGCACCGAAGAUGUCAGUGAUCGGUGAUUCCAUCAGGCUGGUCCCCGCUGGUAGCCCUGCCCUCUUCGAGUUGUCCGCACUGGGCUUUAGGAGUAGUGAGAUCGACGUGCAGAUUAUAACGCCCUCGAAGAGGCACAUUCCCGCGAGGAUCGACGAGGAACCAGGACGAUCCGGCGAAUUUCGCGUCGAGUUCACGCCGACCGAAGUAGGCAGUCACCUUGUGGAGGUCAGCAUCGCGGGACAAAAGCUACCGGCGGGACCGCUCGUCGCCAAGGUCUACAACAGCAGUUUGAUCCAGGUUACUGACGUACCUAGCGCCGUGGUCGGCCAUGCCUGUCAAUUCAGAGUGGAUGCCAGCGCUGCUGGGGAAGGCCAACUGGAGAUCUCCAUAAACGAAGGCGAAGUGCCCAAUCACGUGCAAGUAGUGGGUGGCGGCCGUUGCCUCGUAUCGUUCACGCCCGAAGUCGCGAAGUCGCAUUACAUCGACAUCAAGUUCAACGGAGAAGCGGUACGCGGAUGUCCGUUCGUCUGUAACGUCUCGGACACCAGCAGAGUCACGUUAAGUUUGAGUCAUCUGGAGCUCAUCCCCGUCGAUAUACCCGCCAGCUUUCACAUGGGAGUCGACGGAAGUGGAAGUGCGGAGCUUGCGGUCUCCGUAAGGGGACCGAAUAACGAAUUGCCGGUCAAAGUGACCGGUGACAUAAGUAGCGGCUUCACUGCGGAGUUCAUACCACGGGACGUAGGCGUACACUCAAUUAGCGUGGAAUAUAACGGCUAUCCUGUCAACGGCACGCCAUUCUUAGCUAAGGCUUUUAACGCGGACAAAGUGCUAAUUGGACCAGUAGCCAGAGGCAGUGUCGGCCAACCAACCCACUUUACCGUCGAUGCGAGUCAGGCGGGCGAGGGGAACUUGGAGAUCACGAUAUCGGCUCGCGGUCAAAACAUACCGACGCAAGUGACGCCACAGGGGAACGCACGGUUCUCCGUCAGCUUCGUGCCGUUCGAGGCGUGCGAGCACGUGAUCAACAUCGCCUUCAACAAGAAGACUGUGCCAGGUUGCCCCAUAGUAACGCGCGUAGGUGGCGACAGCCAUGUAACCGUGAGUGGGCAGGCAUUAAGCAGCGCUGGAUUAGGACGGCAAAGCUAUCUUACCGUCAGUAACGUUGCCGGUAGCUUGGAGGACUUAGAAGUUAACGUUGAAGGGCCCAAUGGACAGGCCGUACCUGCUCAGGUCACUGACAACAAAGACACAACAUGCAGCGUGGCGUUCACACCGAGAGUCGUUGGAGAGCACCGUAUCUCGGUGAGCCAUCGGAACAUUCCGGUGGUCGGCAGCCCCUUCAGCUGUAAGGUGUACGAUGUCACCGCGAUCAAGGUGAAGGAUGCCAAACGAGGCGUUAUCGGGAUGCCCGUGACUUUCUUGGUCGAGACUAGUCAGGCGGGACCAGGAAACCUCGAGGUCACUGUGAAUGGUGGUCGGGUGCCGACCUCGGCACAGGCUCAAGGCCCUCACACGUACGCGAUUUCGUUCACCCCGCGCGAACCGAUCGUGCACACCGUGGACCUGCGCUUCAACGGGGAGGACGUGCCUGGCAGUCCGUUCAGUUGUCAGGUCAGCGAUACUGCGAAAGUGCUGAUAACCGAGGGACUCGAGAAAAUAUCUGUGAAUCGUGUCGCGACCUUCACAAUAGAGGCCGACACGUCUCUCGGGACACCGGUUGUUGAGGUGCUCUCUCCCACCAGAGAGAGCUUGCCUGUGCAUAUCAAGCAAAAUGGUCACGGCACCUACACCGCUGGAUUUACACCGAAAGACGUUGGCGAUCAUAGUGUCGAGGUGAAACUUAGCGGUUCGCACGUGGAAGGAAGUCCGUUCCUCGUCAAGGCCUACAAUGCUGACAAAGUUAAGGUGACGGAUAUAAACAGCGGAGUCGUCGGCAAGCCAGUGUUCUUCAGCAUCAAUGCCAGUCAAGCCGGAGCUGGGAACCUGGAGAUCAUAGUCGCGGUAAACGGCAAGAACGUACCGAAUUACGUGCAGAGCGAGGGCAACGCCAAAUUCCGGGUGAACUUUAAGCCACAGGAGGCCGCCAUGCAUAGUCUCAGCGUUCGUUUCAACGGAGAGCCAGUUCCAGGUUCACCGUUCAGUUGCAAAGUGGUAGGCGCGGGUCAAGCGGUGAUCUCCGGUCACAACUUGAAGAUGGGCGCUGUGAAGCGACUGGUGUCUUUCACGGUGGAUCCGCAGGCCCCGUCCACGAAUUGCGACGUGAUUGCGACGCCGCCGUCGGGCAUCGCUCUGCCCAUCACCAUCGAGCCUAUCGACGGCAAGUACAACGUGAGCUUCGUGCCUACGGAGGUCGGCAGGCACAACGUUAGCGUCUUGAUAGACGGCGAAUCGAUUAAGGGCUCUCCGUUCGCGUGUAAUAUUUAUGACGUGACUAAGGUCCACGUGUCGGGUCUCAUGGAGGCGUUGCUGGGCCAGGCGACCACAUUCACGGUCGACGCGGCGGAAGCCGGCGAGGGAACUCUUGAACUGGUAGUCAGCACGGAAAACAACACGGUCAAGGCCGAGGUUGUGGCCUGCGCACGCGGACUAUACGACGUCACGUUCGUGCCGCAAACGACGAGCGCUCAUUAUGUCAACAUCAGCUUCAACGACGACAAUGUUCCAGGGAGUCCGUUUAAAUGCCCCGUUGUCAGUGGUAUGUUACACGGCCCAUCGAUGGUGCGAGUUGGUAACACAGCUUACAUCGACUUGGACAUGUCUGACUUGAACGGUCCUGUAUCGGCGGAAGUCACCGGCCCAGACGGAAUAAUCAUUCCAUGUACGCUGACGAAACUAUCCUCGAGCUUGUAUCGCGUAGAAGUUCGGACGCGACAAGUAGGGACAUACAGUAUAAUAUUCAACGACGCACACACCUUGGUCAGUUCGCAAACACUUCAAGCUUUCGAUCCCGGCAAGGUUUCCAUCAAGGAAGUGGCGGACGUAGUGUGUCAUCGACCCGGGACUAUUUUAGUCAUUGCGUCGAAAGAAGCCGGUCCCGGCAAAUUAGCGGUCAACGUGCGCGCCGGCGGUGCGGACGUGGACAGUUUAGUAAGGGAAGGAGACAACGGUGUCUACGAGAUUGUAUUCCAUCCCACGCGCACCGCACCUCACAGGAUUCACAUAAAAUACAACGAGGUCCAUAUUCCAGGGAGUCCACUGGACGUGACGGUGCGCGGGCCUACCGGAGGGCGAGAAGUAACAGCGACAGGGUUAGGCUUAUACCAAUCGUGUGUUGGGAAGGUGACGUCAUUCACGAUCGAGACCCUCGGUCGGCCGGGCAAAGAGUUCGACGUCGUAAUUAGCGGGCCGCAGGGCAACGCCGUGCCCGUACGCUGCUACCAGCAUCGCGACGGCAAUCUGCUCGCCGAGUUCACAACAAAUUCCGUUGGUACGUACAAGAUCGACGUGCUGCAGGGGGCGAAGCCCGUAUUGGGCUCACCGUUCUUCUGUCAGGCCUUCGACGCUGCCAAGGUGAAGCUCCAGGAGCUGGGCCCGAUGACGAUCUCGGUCCACGACCACAUCGCCUUUAAAUUGAUGAAAGCCGACGCCGGUAUGGCCGACCUGGACGUGACGGCGACCAGUCCGUCGGGCCAGGAGAUCCCGCUGCAGGUGACACCGCUCAACGACGGCGCCGAGAUGAUCGAGUUCUCCCCCAGCGUGCCCGGUACUUACAUGAUCAACGUCACCUACGGCGGAUGCUCCGUGCCUGGGAGUCCAGUGGUGUGCACCGUCGACGCAGCAGGACAAGCGCGCGCGAAAGGCGAGGGAUUGCUGAGCGGUCACGUGGGUAAGCCGGCGCAUUUCAUCGUCACCGGCACGAGGAGUCCCCCGGCGGUUCAGGUGGAUGGGCCGGACAGCGUCUCCAAGGCUACCAUCGAAGCCGGCGCGAAUCCGGGCACGUGGAACGUGUCGUACGUGCCGACCGAGGUCGGCGUGUUCGAUGUGAGGGUCGUUUCCGCCGGGCAACAACUGCCGGGAUCUCCGUGGCACCCGAAGAUCAUAGACACGCGGAAUCUUCGCGUUAUCGGUGGGUGGUCCGCAGUGUGUGACGAUAUCGGACGCUUAAAGCUGCACUCGUCGAACAAGAUCAGCUUCGACACCGCGGAGGCCGGGCCCGGCGAGAUCAGCGGGACCAUCGGCGAUCAUCCGCUGAGCUUCGAGAUGACGUCCAAUAACAGGUUGAAGCUCGUUCCACCUCAGAUCAACGGCGGCGAGCACCGGCUGGAGAUACUCUUCAACGGCACACCGUUUCCCGGCGCGCCGAAGCUCGCGGUCGCGCAGGACUUGGAGCCUCCGGUGCAGGACACGAGUCGAGUGUUGCUGAAAGGACGAGGACUUACGUCGGCCAAAUGCGGCGAGGAGGUCAGUUUCACCAUAGACGGCUCCCAAGCCGGCAACGGAACGCCGAAGGUUCAACUGUUCUCGCCUACGAGCGAGCUCAACGUUAUGUUACAACAUCUAGGCGACAGCGUGUACCGUGCGAGCUACAUACCGUUAACGCCGGAUCCACUGCUGAUGACCGUCUCGUGGAAUGGAAGGCAGCUGAAGGGUUGUCCCCUGCAGAUCAACGUCACAAGCGCAGCCGACGCGUCCAGGGUCAUUUGUUCCGGCGAUGGGCUGAAGCACGGCGUCGUCGGGCAGGAGAUUCGCAGCUUCAUCGAUACCAGAAGAGCCGGACCAGGCGAGUUAACGGCACACUGCGUCGGGCCGCACAAGGUAGCGUACUGUGAGCUAUACGAUCAUGGCGAUGCCACGUUCACGUUGAACGUGAAGCCUCAAGAAGCGGGACGGCAUGCAUUGACGAUCAAAUAUGCCGGCGAGCAUGUCCCCGGGUCUCCGUUCACGCUGCGGGUCUCUGGUGCUCCGGACGCUUCGAAGGUACGCGUUUACGGGCCGGGUAUCGAGCACGGUGUGUUAGCGACUUUCCAGUCGCGGUUUAUCUGCGACACGCGGGGCGCGGGUGCCGGCCAGCUUACGGUGAGGGUGCGCGGACCUAAGGGAGCGUUCAGGGUGGAGAUGCAGAGGGAGACGCAGAAGGACCGGAUCAUUCUCUGCCGGUACGAUCCGACGGAACCCGGCGAUUACAGAGUGGAGGUUCGCUGGGCCGGCGUGCUCGUGCCGGGGUCUCCGUUCCCGGUUAAGAUCGUCGAUACUCAGGAUGAAUUACUGAUGCUCACGCAGGGUGGAGACAAUUAUUCGACAGGCCAUCACACUAUCACAUCGUGGCGUGGAUCGCAAGCUAUACUGUAGAGACGCCGCGUCUAACAUUGUUAUUAUUUUGUAUGGACUAAUAUAUAUCCGGUAAUAUAUAAUAAUUAUUGUAACUUAUGCAAACACAUUUUCAAUAAACUCAAUUCUCGUUCGGCA
Dinoponera quadriceps is the source of this 9383-nucleotide messenger RNA. RefSeq names its product filamin-A (gene jbug). Gene Ontology annotation, molecular function: actin filament binding. Bases 321 to 9266 code for a protein of 2981 amino acids. The record is from RefSeq and is a predicted model, not a curated record. The transcript has 40 exons. Gene Ontology annotation, biological process: actin cytoskeleton organization. Lineage: Eukaryota; Metazoa; Arthropoda; Insecta; Hymenoptera; Formicidae.